This is a messenger RNA of Sardina pilchardus (European sardine), 3176 nucleotides long. RefSeq names its product contactin 3a, tandem duplicate 1 (gene cntn3a.1). Gene Ontology annotation, biological process: brain development; axon guidance; cell-cell adhesion. Gene Ontology annotation, cellular component: plasma membrane; axon. The transcript is spliced from 22 exons. The coding region runs from base 33 to 3125 and encodes 1030 amino acids. The record is from RefSeq and is a predicted model, not a curated record. Gene Ontology annotation, molecular function: cell-cell adhesion mediator activity. NCBI's taxonomy places the organism in Eukaryota, Metazoa, Chordata, Actinopteri, Clupeiformes, Clupeidae.
GCUUGAAUGUAAGCUCUCGCUGACCUCCCACUAUGAAGAUGGGGUUGCUAUGGAAACUGCUUGUGCUCCAGUCAUUCAUCGGGUGUCUGGCAGAGAGUACCAUGCCGCUCCGGCCCGUAUUCGUGAAGCAGCCUGGCAGUAUCGUUUUCCCCAUGCACUCCUCCGAAACGAGACGAGAAGUGACGUUCAGCUGUGAAGCCCAGGGAUACCCACCACCCUCUUACAGGUGGAGGCUCAAUGACUCCUUCAUCGUGCCCCGGUUGGGAUCUCGCUAUAGCUUCUCUGGAGGAAACCUGCAGAUCAGCCAUCUCAAUAAGGAGGAGGACGUGGGGAUUUACCAAUGCCUGGCAUCCAACUCCUUAGGGACCAUUCUGAGCAGAGAGGCCAGUCUGCAUAUUGCCUAUUUGGACAACUUCAAGACGCAGAAAAGGAGUCCGGUUCGAGUCCGAGAUGGCCAAGGAGUGGUUCUGCUGUGUGGCCCUCCUGCCCACAUGGGAGACCUGACCUUUUCCUGGAUCUUUAACGCGUACCCGACGUUUGUGAAGCAGGACACUCGGCGCUUCGUGUCCCAGAAGACGGGCAACCUGUACAUCGCCAAGGUGGAGCCCUCGGACGUGGGCAACUACACCUGCGUGGUGACCAACACGGUGACCAAGAGCAGCGUGCAGGGGCCCCCCACGCCACUGGUGCUGCGCAGCGAUGGUAUUAUGGGUGAAUAUGAGCCCAAGAUUGAAGUGCAGUUUCCUGAAGUCAUCUCUGUGGCAAAGGGACAAACCGUGAAGCUGGAGUGCUUUGCAUUGGGAAACCCUGCUCCUUCCAUCAGCUGGAGGAGGGUGGAGGCGCUUCCCUUCCCCAGGAAGGUGGACGUGAACAAGGCCAGCGGUGUGCUCGAGAUCCCCUACUUCCAGCCAGAGGACGCAGGCAUCUACGAGUGCGUGGCUGAGAACGCCCGGGGCAAAAAUGCAGUGAAGGGGAAGCUCACGUACUAUGCGCCGCCUCAGCUGACGGAGAAGCCUCAGGACCUGCAGAGGCCGAUCGACGAGUCGGUGGUGUGGGAGUGCAAAGCCAGCGCCAAGCCCAAGCCCUCCUACAGGUGGCUGAAGAACGGGGAGCCGCUGGAACCCAUGGAGAACAAACUGCAGGUCGUCAACGGAGCCCUGGCCAUCUCGUCCUUGACCCUGUCGGACGCCGGGAUGUACCAGUGUGUGGCGGAGAACCGGCAUGGCCGCGUAUUCACCAACGCCGAGCUCAGGGUCAUCGCUGUGGCGCCGGAUUUCUCGUCGAGCGCGGUGCGGAGCCAGACUCUGGCCAGGCAGGGGGGCGACGUGCUGAUGGAGUGCCGGCCCAGGAUGUCCCCUCGGGGGAUGAUCUCCUGGAGGAGGGGCAAGGAGGCCCUGCGGGAGAGCCACAGGGUCUCUGUACUGGAUAAUGGAAGUCUGCGGAUAUCAAAUGUCACCAAAUUGGACGCCGGUCUCUACACAUGUGUGGCCAGGAACCAAUAUGGCAUGGCAAGCAGCGCGGGGACUCUGGUGGUAAAAGAGGCCACUGUGAUCACGACCAAAGCCGCGCAGGUGGACGUGACGGUGGGUGAGAGUAUAGUGCUGCCCUGCCAGGUCUCCCACGACCCCUCCCUGGACGUCAAGUUCACCUGGUUCUUCAACGAGCUCAUGAUCCAGUUCGGAAGCCAUGGCGGAUACUUCGAAAAAGUUGGCGGACAGUCUGCGGGAGACAUCAUGAUCCGCAACAUCCAGCUGAGGCAUGCUGGGAAGUACACCUGUGCCGUCCAGACCAAAGUGGACAGGGGGGCGAUAGCCAUCGAUGUGGUGGUCAGAGGAUCUCCUGGCCCGCCAUCCGACCUGCAGGUAGACGCGGUCACGGAGACCACGUCGUCCAUCUCCUGGAGGGCGGGGCCUGACCACCACAGUCCCAUCCUCACCUACAUCAUCCAGGCCAGGACCUCCUUCUCUCUGGGCUGGCAGGCCGCUAACACAGUUCCAAAGCUGUUGGGAACUGGUCAGCUGUCCGCCACGGUCACUGAGCUCAACCCAUGGGUGGAGUACGAGUUCCGGGUCCUGGCAACCAACGCCAUCGGGACAGGAGAGCCCAGCAAGCCCUCGAAAAAAGUUCGGACCAAAGAAGCACUGCCAAAAGUUACCCCUACCAGAGUGAGUGGAGGUGGGGGAAGUCGAUCCGAGCUGGUCAUCACUUGGGAGCCUGUGCCAGAGGAGCUCCAGUGUGGGCCAGGCUUCGGCUACGUGGUGGCCUUCCGUCCUCACGGGGCACAGGGCUGGAUGCAGGCGGCGCUCACCUCCCCCGACGCCUCCAAGUACUCCUUCAGGGACGACAGCAUCCCGCCCUUCACCCCCUACCACGUCAAAGUGGGCGUAUACAACAACAGGGGGGAGGGGCCAUUUGGCCCAGUGACGACCAUCUACUCUGCAGAGGAAGAGCCGACUGAGGCGCCCUCUAGAGUCCGUGCCAAGAGUCUGUCCUCGUCUGAGGUGGAGGUGUCCUGGAAGCCCCUCCCCUGGAACACCACCAAAAGACGCAUCAUGGGCUAUGAGCUCAGGUACUGGGAGCAGGAUGCGACGGCGGACACGGCGAGUGUGGUGCGCACGGUGGGGGAGCGGGCGUGGGCCGUGCUGCGCGAGCUGGACGGCAGCAGCACCUACCUCAUCAACGUGCGCGCGUACAACAGCGCCGGCGUGGGCCCGGACAGCACCGUGGUCAACAUCACCACCAAGAAGCCCCCCCCGAGCCAGCCGCCGACUAAGGUCAUGUGGAACGCAUCCAACUCCAAGAUCAUCCUGCAGUGGGACCACGUCAAGGCCCUGGAGAACGAGUCCGAAGUGAUGGGCUACAAGGUGAUGUACAAGCAGAACCGACAGGCCCGGCCCAGCGUCGUGGAGACCAACGGCACGUCCCUGGAGCUCUCGCUGCCCGUGGACGAGGACUACGUGGUCCAGAUCAAACCGGUCAGUGAGGGAGGCGAGGGCCGCAGCAGCCGACAGAUCACCAUCCCGCGGGUAGCAGGGGCGCAUGUGGUGGGCGCGGCGUGGCGGACCCCCGCGUUGUCGGCGCUGGUGACGCUGGCACUCGCCCACACAGCCAGGACGCUGUUAUGACAAAAGCCGCUCCCGCCGGACUCGCCGAGUCGCACGAGAUGAGAGGCGAAG